UCACGUUACACAUUCCUAAUUUGGACUUUCCCAAAAGCCCCUAGUGGUGGAGGCCCUAAACAAUCGGGUGUGGUCUCAUGCUGGCACGUACUGUACGUUCAGCUUUAAACGAGUGAUAUCAAAACACUUCUCCCCGCCAGGAUGGAGGCUCUGCUGAACGAGUGGCUGUGGCAGGAAAGGUACUGGCUCCCUCCUGGCAUGCACUGGGAGGACUUGAAGGCCAAGGAGGGCCCCGGCGAGGGCCGCUAUCCUUUACCCAGGGACCUCUUCUACACCUUACCUGUGGCCUUUGCCUUCAUCACCUUCAGAUAUGUUUUUGAGAGGGUCAUCGCCGUCCCCUUAGGCAAACGUUUAGGCGUGAAGGACCGGAUUCGGAUCCGAGCCGCACCCGUCCCUAAGCUGGAGACCUUCUACGAACAGAACUCGCGGCAGCCGUCACAAAGUGAAGUGGCCUUCCUAGGCAAGCAGUGUGGACUCUCCCAGGCACAGGUCCUCACCUGGUUCCGGCACAGGCGAAACCAGGACCGACCCACCAACACCAAGAAGUUCUGCGAGGCCACCUGGAGGUUUGUCUUCUACCUGCUGGCUUUCACUGCAGGGCUGGGAUCUUUGCUCCAUACUCCCUGGCUGUGGGACUGCAGCGCGUGCUGGGACGGCUUUCCCAGACAGCAUGUCAGCAAUGUCCACUCCUGGUAUUACAUCCUGGAACUGGGCUUCUACUUGUCCCUGCUCCUCUGCGUCUCUGUGGACGUGAAGAGAAAGGACUUUAAGGAGCAGGUCAUCCAUCACAUCGCCACCAUCUUCCUCAUCGGCUUCUCCUACUGCGGCAACUACGUGAGGGUCGGCACGCUGGUGAUGCUGCUGCACGACUCCUCGGACUUCCUGCUGGAGUCGGCCAAGAUGUUUCACUACGCCGACUGGGCGCGGACGUGUGACUCGCUGUUUCUCCUCUUCGCUCUGGUCUUCCUGGUCACGCGGCUGGUGGUGUUUCCUUUCAGACUCAUCCACACAGCAAUGAUCACCUUUGGGGAUCUCUUCCAGCCCUUCUUGGGUUAUUACAUCUUCAACAUCCUGCUGUUAGUGCUGCAAGCGCUGCACAUCUUCUGGGCCUACCUCAUCCUGCGCAUGGUCUGCAAGUUCGCCUUCAAGGGAAAGGUGGAGGGCGACGAGCGCAGCGACGAGGAGAGCGAGGCGGACGAGGAGGAGCAGCUCGAGGACGGCAGGGAGCGCAGGAAAGGCGCCAUCAAGCCCAAGCUGGCGUCGCUGGCCAACAACUGUGUGCUCAACAACCUGACCAACCAGAGGGGUCUGAACAGCAGACUCCCUAAAGCCAGAUAGAGCCAACCCUGGCACAGUCUAAGGUCAACACGGUCCGUUGAUGAUUUCAGACCACCAUCCUGCUCUUCUUUGCUAGACAAGCACAAACGAUUGUAGAUCCGCACGUGCAAUACAUCGCCCCCUUUCUUGCCGUUUGGAGACCGGGUCAAUUUUAUAUUUAUGUUGUUUCUUGUCAGUGUUUUUAUACCUUUUUUUUUUUUAAUUGGGCUUUUUAACCUCUAAAGCAGGGGUCUCAGACACGUUGCGGCCCCCACCUUAAUAUGAAAGUUUAAUGUUUAAUGUUUUAUAUGAAUGGCGCUUGACAGCGUUGUGUGCGGAGCUGAAGGGAUCUACCAAUCACGGUGUGGUAUGUGGCUCUCGAGGGCCGAACAUUGACGUCACUUGCGUGAUGCAAGCAG
This is a messenger RNA of Nerophis lumbriciformis (worm pipefish), 1736 nucleotides long. RefSeq names its product ceramide synthase 4a (gene cers4a). The record is from RefSeq and is a predicted model, not a curated record. NCBI's taxonomy places the organism in Eukaryota, Metazoa, Chordata, Actinopteri, Syngnathiformes, Syngnathidae. Gene Ontology annotation, cellular component: membrane. Gene Ontology annotation, molecular function: sphingosine N-acyltransferase activity; DNA binding. Gene Ontology annotation, biological process: ceramide biosynthetic process.